AUGGCGAGUCGGAACGGGGCGCGGCAGCAGCCUUCGCAGGACGAGGACGAGGAAUCAGCGGGGAAGAGGCUCGAAGAUGUAGAGAGAGAUUUCGAAGCUCUCACGCUAGAUAACGUCCUCCAGAGGAUCCAAGCUUUGGAGAAAGAGAAUCAGCGCCAGAAAGAACAGUAUGCGCUUGAGAAAGAACAAUCAGACAAGAGGAUCCAAGCUUUGGAGAAAGAGAAUCAAGCUUUGAGGGCUUCCCAGGAAAAGACAGAUAUAGUGAACAAGAUGAGACUCGGUGUUUUUGACGACCUUUCUUCUGGUAGUGUCGAUCUUCCCAGUGCUCCUGCUGUAUUGGGCAAAAUUACUUGCGUUGCUUUCCAAGAAUGUGCACUCGAGAGACUAUCUGAUCGCUGUGUGGCUGUGAAAGCAUCAGCCUAUAAAGAUGGCAAGAGGGGUAACCCAGGUCCCUCCAACGAGAAAAGAUUUGACUUGAAAGGUCAAGCAAUCGGAAAGAAUAAGUCAGGGCACGAUCAAGUCUCCGAGGCACAGGUUGGAGAGAAGUCUCGCCUCAAGGAGAUCUGCGAGCCGAUGAGGGAGGACUACUUGAUCCCCAGCAUUUUUCCAGGUGACAUGGAGAAACUUCAUCAGGCUCUAGAGUACAUCGAGAUACUACUCAAGGAUGUUGCUGCGAUUCAGUGCGGUCAAGAACUGAGCCUCGAAGAGCUACUGCAGAAUGCCGGAAUCUCGACCAAGUCGGCACGGGAGAAGUUGAGAGCAGAGAAAAUGGUCAAGACAUUCAAGGGACUGGAAUCUACAACCGAGGAGAUUGUUUGUUUCCGCUUAAUAAGCAGCUUGGACGAAGGAAUGGAUUUCGACUGCGAGCAUUGCUUACGAAUCGCGUUUGGCUUGGAAUACGACGAGGAGGCGAAAUAUGAGUUCAGAAAACAGUCCGGAGGCAUCACAGUUUUCGGCCGAAAAGUCUUGUGGGUCUGGUACAAGCGCAUCAUCCAGAACGACUCAAGAUUCGGAGACUUGCGCUGCGAGUACUGUUCCAAGGGACCUGUUUGGUGGCUCCGAUGA
This is a messenger RNA of Guillardia theta CCMP2712, 1065 nucleotides long. RefSeq lists its product as hypothetical. Bases 1 to 1065 code for a protein of 354 amino acids. NCBI's taxonomy places the organism in Eukaryota, Cryptophyceae, Pyrenomonadales, Geminigeraceae. The record is from RefSeq and is a predicted model, not a curated record. The transcript is spliced from 6 exons.